AUAGUCACGCGGAAACCAGAUGCCCUGUCCUGUGUUCUCCAAAGAAUUCUUCUGCCGCGAAGACACUGUUAUCAAAGGAAAGAGAAAAGAGAAUGGUGAUCCUGUUGGUGGCGACCACCUCAGAUCCAGCAUCCAUAGGCCCAGCCUCGGCUCUUCUAGCCAUGCCCGGUUGGCACACUGGCCCCUCCUUGCAGGAUUCCGUAACUUUUGUAAACAAGGAAGUGAGGCUAAUAAAAUUGGAUAACAGUCUUGUUGAGGAGGAUUACUUAGAUAAACGUUGGGAGGAGGCAACCGGCGAGGUAGUCGAUGAGAUCAUUUUUCUUAGCAAGCAUGCUGCUUCUUCUAGUCGGCCAUCUCUUACGGUCCAUCCAAUUGGUACUCCACAUAUUGGUGAAGGAGAGGUUCUUUUUGCUGGUGGGAAGCCAGGAUGGGCAGCACUUCCAAAUCCUCGGAUAGGACCAUGGUUGAGGCUCUUGAGGACUAUUGCUGAAUCACAUAAACUAACUCCUGAAUUCGAGGUUACAUUAGAAGCCACACAUCAUGGGCCAUUAACUAAUUCGCCAACCAUGUUUGUGGAGAUUGGUAGCACAGAAGAAUACUGGAGGAGGCAAGAUGCUGCACAGGCCAUUGCAUUGUUAGUCUGGGAAGGAUUGGGUCUUGGAGGAGGAAUUGCUGAGGGAGACUGGGGCAGGAAUGGUGGUAGCAACAAAAUCCUUCUUGGAAUAGGUGGUGGGCAUUAUGCGCCCCGGCACACGGAAAUUGUUCUAAAAGAUGGUGUUUGGGUAGGCCAUUUGCUUUCUGGAUACUCCUUGCCGAUGGAAGAUCCUGGUCAAUCAAAAACACAACUAAAUACCGAGGCUGUGCACGGGACUUGGAAAGAAGCAAUCAAAGUUGCAUUUGAGGCUACUAAAUCAGCUUUCCCUGGGGGAGAAAUUCUAGCACAUCUUGAUCACAAGAGUUUUAAGAGCUGGCAGAGGAAUGUCGUCACAACUUUCUUGGUGGAGCAGAACAUAAAGAUUGGGAAAGCCAGUGACUUUUCUUAAUUAGUGCGUCAGUACUAAUGAAUAAAAACCAAUUAUAUUUGAAAGGAUUCAUACUUUGUUUCAAUUCUCUUGUGUAACGAUCUUAGCCAGGGAGAAGAUGAAAAAAAAAAUUUCUUUUCAGAUACAGUGGAAGGCUCUGGAAGGUGUUAGGGCCGGAAAAGCUAGGAUAUAUAUAUUGGGCGAUGAAUACGAAUGGAUUGCUGGAUUUCAUCAAAGCACUUGCAAUGCACACCUUAGCAAGAUAUAGUCUUAUUUAAAUUCAAAGUUAUUACAGUAUUAUCUUUCAAAUUUGAGUUUGAAUUUGUACGAAUUUCUUUAUUAGCUGAAUAGAAUUCCAGGGUUAUGAAAAGAUUCGGUGUUUACUUUUAA
Populus euphratica (Euphrates poplar) is the source of this 1412-nucleotide messenger RNA. RefSeq names its product D-aminoacyl-tRNA deacylase (gene GEK1). The transcript has 9 exons. The coding region runs from base 93 to 1043 and encodes 316 amino acids. Lineage: Eukaryota; Viridiplantae; Streptophyta; Magnoliopsida; Malpighiales; Salicaceae. Gene Ontology annotation, molecular function: D-aminoacyl-tRNA deacylase activity. Gene Ontology annotation, biological process: D-amino acid catabolic process. The record is from RefSeq and is a predicted model, not a curated record.